AACAGUGGCAACAACCCUACUUUGAGUAACUCAAUCGAAACAACUUGGCUUGGAGUGCGCUGCACAAAAACAACAAAACAGGAGCGCUAAAAUGGGUGAUGUUGACAAAUGGAUUGAGAUUGUGAAGGAGUGCAAGUAUUUGCCCGAAAAUGAAUUAAAGAAACUCUGUGAUAUGGUCUGUGACAUACUAUUGGAGGAGACAAACAUACAGCCAGUGAGCACGCCCGUCACAGUAUGUGGCGACAUACACGGCCAGUUCUAUGAUCUGGAGCAGCUGUUUCGAACCGGCGGCCCAGUGCCCGACACGAACUAUAUAUUCAUGGGCGAUUUUGUUGAUCGGGGCUAUUAUAGCUUGGAAACAUUCACCAGACUGCUGACACUCAAGGCGCGAUAUCCAAGUCGGAUUACGUUACUGCGGGGCAACCAUGAAACGCGUCAGAUAACAAAAGUCUACGGUUUCUUCGAUGAGUGCUUCAGCAAGUAUGGCAAUGCGAAUGGCUGGAAAUAUUGUUGCAAGGUCUUCGAUCUGCUCACAAUUGCUGCGAUCAUUGACGAAGAAGUGCUUUGCGUCCACGGCGGCUUAAGCCCUGAGAUUAUAACCUUAGAUCAAAUACGGACAAUCGAGCGCAAUGGCGAGAUACCCUAUAAGGGUGCCUUCUGUGAUCUGGUCUGGUCCGACCCGGAGGACAUGGAAUACUGGGGCCAGAGUCCGCGUGGUGCCGGCUGGUUAUUUGGACAUAAUGUGACCAAGGACUUUAUGACCAUCAAUAAUCUGGAUUUAAUAUGUCGAGCACAUCAGCUGGUCAACGAGGGCAUCAAAUACAUGUUUGAGGGCAAACUGGUUACCGUGUGGUCAGCGCCCAACUAUUGUUAUCGCUGCGGCAAUGUGGCGGCAAUUCUCAGCUUUGAUACGGCGCAAGAGCGUCAAACAAAGAUAUUCCUAGCCGUUCCCGAUUCGGAGCGUGUCAUACCAAAACAGAAUACGACGCCUUAUUUCUUGUAAACACUCAAGCACGCCAUCCAUGGAUCAGCCCGACCAAAACAACAAAUCAAUCAAUCAAUCAUAAUGUAAAAAUACAGCACACAUAACCAACGAAUCGCCCCUGGCAGCCAGAGUUAUCCAAUUGACCAAAAUCGUAAAUUCAAUAGCAGCCCACACACUCACUUUCUCACUCUCACACACACUUGGAAGCUUCAAUCUUCUGCGCAUGGAAUUGUAUUCAUAAUUAUGCUCAAAACAAUGAGAAACCUUGUAUUUUGUUCCCGACGUCAGUUGUCGCCUUAUAUUUUUCUUUAUUUUUCCUAUCUUUUUUUUUUUGCGUGUAUUGCAAUAUUAUUUACAAUAUUUGUUUACUUUUGUACUAAUUGUAUAUUAAAUCAAAUGUGUGGCACAAAGCAAAACAACAAUUUGUUCCCCGAUCAUAAGGAAUUUAUUAAAACAAAAGACAACAUGUAAUUGCAGUGUUUUCUUCCCAGCUUUCAAUGUCUGCAAGUUGCUAAAAACACAGUUGAACUUCUCUGUAAGCUUCAUUAUUACGUCCUAAUCAAUAAUUCUUAAAGGUACAAUUAAACUAGCU
Drosophila innubila is the source of this 1577-nucleotide messenger RNA. RefSeq names its product serine/threonine-protein phosphatase 6 catalytic subunit (gene PpV). Bases 92 to 1003 code for a protein of 303 amino acids. Gene Ontology annotation, biological process: peptidyl-serine dephosphorylation; G1/S transition of mitotic cell cycle. The record is from RefSeq and is a predicted model, not a curated record. The transcript has 4 exons. Gene Ontology annotation, molecular function: protein serine/threonine phosphatase activity. Lineage: Eukaryota; Metazoa; Arthropoda; Insecta; Diptera; Drosophilidae. Gene Ontology annotation, cellular component: cytoplasm.